UGGAGCCCCAGUGCGGGACGCAGGGCCCCCAGGGCCUCAGGAUGUCUGCCGUCGUGCUGCUGCUGCUGCUGCUGCCGCCGAGGCCCGCUGGCUGCCCCGCGGGCCAAGCGCCAGGGACACCCUCCGAGCCUGCUCCCGCCGACGCGGGCGUCCCCUGUGCCCCCACUGCUACCUGUCCCUCAGGCGGGCCUCGCCUUCCCCGCCAGGCCCCCACCGCCCUGUCGCAGCCCUCGACCCUCCGGAAGAGCCCUGUUUCUAAAGACAGCAUCAGCUUAGUUCCCACCUGUGGCACCUCCUUCGAGGAAGACCCCACCCUAAGGGACCCAGAGGCCAUGGCCCGACGGUGGCCGUGGAUGGUCAGUGUGCGGGCCAACGGCACACAUGUCUGCGCAGGCACCCUCAUUGCCUCCCAGUGGGUGCUGACCGUGGCCCACUGCCUGAACCAGAAUGAGUUUAUCUACUCAGUGCGGGUGGGGAGCCCGAGGAUUGACCAGACGUCUCAGACUACCACCGACGUCCCAGCGCUCUGGGUCAUCGUGAAUAGGCGGUACCAGUCUCAUCGGUACUGGUCCUGGGUGGGCCAGGCCAACAACAUCGCUCUCUUGAAGCUUGCGUGGCCGCUCAAGUACAGCAAGUACGUCUGGCCCAUCUGCCUGCCUGGCUUGGACUUCGAGGUGAAGGACCACUCCGUCUGCACUGUCACAGGCUGGGGCCUCCCCAGGGUUGAUGGCGUAUGGCCCCAGUUCCGGACCAUUCAGGAGAAGGAAGUGACCAUCCUGAACAGUGAAGAGUGCAACCAGUUCUACCACAAGUUUUCCAAAGUCCCCUCUUUGGUUCAGAUCGUGGACUCCCAGAUGGUCUGCACCAAGGACUUCGAAAGGGAACAGUUCUGCUAUGAGAUGAGCGGUGAGCCCCUGGUCUGUGCCGUGGACACCACGUGGUACCUGGUGGGACUGGUGAGCUGGGGCCCAGGCUGCACGAAGAGCAAGGCCCCGCCCAUCUACCUGCAGGUCGCCUCCUACCAGCAGUGGAUCUGGGAACGCAUGAACGGGCAGGCCGUGCCAGCCCCGUCCAGGGCCCUGCUCCUGGUGCUAGCGCUGCCCCUCAGCCUCCUCGCCGCCCGCUGACACCCUUGUGCCACCCCCAGGGUUGCCGUCCUCCCCCUCUGAGCCCAGAACCCUGCAGGUGUAGCUCUCCCAGCCCCGCAGAGCAGGGCACGGAUGAGGUGCUCAAUUAAACACUUCUCUUCCCCAA
Hyaena hyaena (striped hyena) is the source of this 1254-nucleotide messenger RNA. It is a transcript of the gene PRSS50, whose product is annotated as serine protease 50. Gene Ontology annotation, molecular function: serine-type endopeptidase activity; threonine-type endopeptidase activity. The transcript has 6 exons. The coding region runs from base 42 to 1127 and encodes 361 amino acids. The record is from RefSeq and is a predicted model, not a curated record. Gene Ontology annotation, cellular component: endoplasmic reticulum. Gene Ontology annotation, biological process: proteolysis. Lineage: Eukaryota; Metazoa; Chordata; Mammalia; Carnivora; Hyaenidae.